This is a messenger RNA of Diversispora eburnea, 645 nucleotides long. Lineage: Eukaryota; Fungi; Glomeromycota; Glomeromycetes; Diversisporales; Diversisporaceae. The record is from the annotation of a GenBank genome assembly.
AUGAGAGUUAUAGAUGCGUUUAUGCGUGCAUCUGAUGUGUAUAAAGCAAAGCAUGACAGACCUCAGGAUAAUGCGAAAGACAAUGCCAAUGAUCAUAAGUAUAUUUCUGUGUUUGUCAGCAGUGAAGGUUCAGUCCCGAGAAGAAUGGAAUAUGAUCCAAUAGAAAUCAGAGAUCUUAGUAAGGAAGAAUCAAUAAAUUAUCUAAUUGACAAGCGCAAGGUAAAAAAGGAGGAAGCAGAAAAAUUAUAUGAACUGGUUGGUGGCCAUAUUAUUUAUUUAGGACGGGUGGCGGACAAGUCUUUAGCUGGCCAAGACUUCGAAGGUAUUCAUUAUUUUGCAAAAUGGGUUUAUGCAACUUCGCUUAAUGUUAAUUGUUCAACUCUUUUUCUCUUUUUCUCUUUUUCUGCAGUUAUCAAACAGUCAGUUUUUCGUAAAGUGAGAAAGAAAUUCAAUGAAGCACAACACCUAUUGCACCGUGGAGUAGGAAAGAAAGCAAUCAAAGCUUUAUUGGACUCUGGAGAGUUGGAAUUUGAAACGUUUAUGGAUUUAUUUGAUAAUUAUGAAGAAGCUAGCGAAAUAUUGGGAAAAAUAUAUUUGCGCACCAUCCAGAAAAAACCACCGUGGGCUUCCAGUCUCAUUAAGUAG